Molecule: messenger RNA, 2270 nt
Organism: Lutzomyia longipalpis
Lineage: Eukaryota; Metazoa; Arthropoda; Insecta; Diptera; Psychodidae
Exons: 3
Coding region: 201-2186 (661 amino acids)
Source: RefSeq, a predicted model, not a curated record
UAAAAACAUUGGGACACGUGGCAUGUUGAAGUUUUCACGAAAAUUUGCAAAUAAAAAACUCAAACAAGUAGGCCAAAACUUCAGCAUGGUUAGAUGGUCAGCUGUUUUUUGGGACACAUUCGUAACACUGCGCGUAACAUAACCUCUCUCGAACGUGUUCCGGGCUGUUUUUCUUCUCGUUUCUUUCCUGGCCAAAGGGGAUGAUGUUUACGCGAAGUGCAAGACAAUUAGUGAGUUUAUGUAGGAAUUUACAUGAAACCUGGCCAAGUACAUCAGUUCUGGGAAGGAAACUCCUUCAAUGUGAACCACUAUCCGGAAGAGCAGCAAUUCACAGUUCUCUCGCGAAUUCCGGGAAGAUUUUCCCCGAGAGGGAGAAUGACUACGCUCAUGGGAUUCUCGAGAGGGUUGGAAAGUACCAUCUCAUAAAGGAUGACGUUAAAUCCAUUGGGGAGCUGCUGUCAGAGCAGCAAUUCCGGGAGAUUUGUGAACGAAAAAGUUGGUCAGGAGUACCCCAUGGGGAGAUGGUGGAGACUUUUGAGAAACUAGCCGUGUACUGUGGGAAGAAUGACAUUAAGCUAGCUGAUUCCCGGCUGGAUAUCUUCAUUGAUGCCAUGGUUGAGCUGUGCUUCAGCUUCACGGAUGACCUCCUGCUGAAAACCCUUCGAUUGCUUACACACUUCCCACCUUCGGAUGGGAUAAAUAGUAGGAAUUUUGUGGAAAUCUGGUCAGCACUGGAUGAUGCGUGCGUUGAGAGAAUCGACAAGUGGCAGACGGAGCAGCUUCUCCUUGUCUGUGAUCACUGGUACGCCCUGAACUUGGCCAAAGUGUGCAAAUGUACCUUUCAAGCCACAAAGAAGCUGGGCAGGAAGCUAAAAGCCCUCUCCCCGACCAAUCUCGUGCAGACAAUGUUCUACGUCAAUAUGCGCCGUAAGCCCCUGCUGGAUAUGUUUGACUUCGAGGUGAAUCUCUUUGAGUCCAUUGACAAUCUCUCCCUGGAUGAGAUUGCCGUGAUGAGUAUGGGAUUCUUCAAGACAGAAACCAAAAUUCGCAACCCGGAGCUCGUGGAUAAAAUCUUCCAGCGUGUCACGGCGGAAAUUAAGACGGUGCAGGACAUAAGUCUCGUGAGCAUAAUGAAAAUCUUGCGAUAUUCAGCAAAGUUGCAGCAUAUUCAGCUUCUCGAUGACUUCCUCAUUGCUGUGACGCCGGAAAUCCAUCGGCUAUCACUCCUCAGUUGCCUCCAUAUUGCCCUCUUCGGCACCGACAUGCAAUUCUACAAUCACGGCUGCCUGGAGAAGGUUAUUGAGCGCUUUGCGGCGGAUUUGAAGUCUUGCCGGUUGAAGGAAUUUGAGAGAUUGACCUUUGUUAUGGGCCUGUACUGCUUCACAAGUUCUUCAGGGACUCACACGAAGCUCUGUCAGGAAAUCCUUGCGGAACUCCCGAAUAGAAUAAGCGAAAUAAUGAAGUAUCCAAGGUGCUUUCCUUCCUGCCUGCACUUCCUCACCCUCUGUGGGUAUCACAAUGAAGAACUCCUGAGCACGGUGCUCGAUCCAAAAUUCUACGAUAUGGCCUAUGGGAAGAAUCUUAUGGCAAGUAGGGAGCUCCUCUGCUUGGAUUCCUUCGCGAGGAUUAACCUGAAGGACACAUACAAAGGGAAUCUUCUCACGGAAAAAUUCCGAACUACUCUGACCAAAAUGCACACAAGCUACAUCCCAUCGCGUGAUCAACGCUACAAACUUUCAGCAGCUGAUAUGAUCCUCCUGGAGAUUAAGGAGACAUGCGAUGAGCUCUGGGGACGUGAAAAUCCUCACAUUUGUCACGUCCUUUCGCAGUAUGAGCGUCCGGAUGUUGUGGUGGCGUUGAGUAGGAAAACAGGAGAAGCUGUGGAGCUUCGGGACUUUCCUCCUCACUACACGGGGAUGAUUCUUUCGCGAGAUUAUCUCCUGAGGAAUAUUACCAACAAAGAGGAUCUUGAUGUGUUUGUGAUUGUCGUUGGAGGAUGGAAUAUCCUCGUGAGGAACACAAACGCCAUGACGGGGCAGUUAAAGUUGAAACUCGAGCAGCUACGAUUGCUCGGACUUACUCCUAUUAUGAUUCCUUGGUAUACAUGGCGCAAGAUGACUCCUGGAGAGCGUCCAAUGUACAUCAAGAAUUGCAUAAAGCAACUCAGUCAACCAGCAAACUCGUAGCAUUGCGGAUUUUUAGUGAAAAAAGAAAAAGAAAAACGUGGAUAGAUAACAAAAUAAACAAUUAGGUAAUUUAAUAUUAGAAAA